AUGUUCCUACCUUAUGCCUACUACAUUGCUAACAAUACACUUACUGCACUCUCAGAGAAGGAACCAGAAAUGGUUCUUGAUGAUCUGUUAAAAUCUUUUGAUGAAAAUGUAAUUAGUGCAAAGAGCGUUGAUGAUUCUAAAACAGAGGCACCUCAUGCUAACUCGGAUGUGCAAUGCUUCUCUGAAGAUGAAAAAGUAAAUGAAGUUUCGAAAGAUGAUGAUUCUGUGGAGAUUUCUGCUGAGGAAAUCAAUGAAUCUGACAAAUCUUCUCUGCCUACUGAAGACUUGGAUGUUACUGAAGUUCACAAAUCGAGCAUUGCAGAAGAAUUUGAACUGUCUCUUCCCCACGAAAAUGUGGAAGAAGAAACUGAAGUUGAUGGAGAUGAUGCCUUGAGCAGUGAUGAAGAAUCUUUGGAAGUGAAAGACGAUCAAGAUGAAAAUGAUCAGAUCCCACAACCGGAAAUGUAG
Cucumis sativus (cucumber) is the source of this 468-nucleotide messenger RNA. RefSeq names its product major centromere autoantigen B-like. The transcript is spliced from 2 exons. NCBI's taxonomy places the organism in Eukaryota, Viridiplantae, Streptophyta, Magnoliopsida, Cucurbitales, Cucurbitaceae. Bases 1 to 468 code for a protein of 155 amino acids. The record is from RefSeq and is a predicted model, not a curated record.